UGUACUGUACUGCAGGCUUACUGCUGGUAUAAGUUAGUCUUACAAUCUAUACAGAAUCGCCUUACAUUUGAACAUUUCCGACUCUGGCGCGUCUAUUGACGUGACAUUGUCACGAUCUUGUAAAAGUUGUAGGCCUCAUCACUGGCAGUGGCGUGAUUUUGUGCCUGAAAUCCGGGGAUGGACAACAGGUCAGCCUAACUGCAGCAAAAACUUAGUGGCGUCCGUAGGCCUAGCAUUGCACUAAGUAUGGCAACAAAGAGGUGCAGACCGAGCGUGGUAGUCGUGGGGGCGGGGAUGGCAGGCCUUGCUGCCGCUGUCGAACUGACCGAGGCAGGCAUGUUUGAUGUGGUGGUCUUCGAAGCUUUGGAGCGUCCAGGCGGUCGCAUUCACACCUUUGUGAUGGAUAAAGAGAAACACUCAGGGCCUCGGCAGAUUGAACUCGGUGCCAACUGGAUACAUGGAGAAGAGGGUAAUCCAGUCUACCACUUUGCUCGGGAGAACGGACUCCUUAAGGAGGAAGACUCCUCAAAUGGUGAAAGUUCCAGUGACGACAGUAGCAGCACAUGCGCCGAAUCCAAUGACAAAAGAACAUGGAUAAACACCAACUCUGAUGGAGACAUCUACUUCCUUGAAGACGGCUCCGUUGCCUCUCGUUCAAUUGUUAAACAGGUUCGCAUGAUGUAUGACAACCUCAUCACGGCCUGCAGAGAUGAAAGUACCCAUGACGGCUGUGUCAGUGUGGGAGAGUACUUCGUGAGAGGAAUGGAGCAGUUGAUUUCAAAGGGAGACGUUAGUGCUGACGAGAGACACGUCCGUGAGCUUCUUUGGAAAUGGUGUCUGCGAGCCGAGUGCAUAGACUGCGCCUGCCAAAGUGCAUAUGACCUGUCGCUGAUUCAUUACAAUUCUUACAUCGACAUUCCCGGUGAUUACUACUGCUGUCUCGGUGAGAAGGGAUACCAAGGAGUCUUGGACGUGUUGCUUGGAAGGCUUCCCAAGGAUACGGUGAAAUUCAACAAGCCCGUCGAUCAGAUAGUCUGGAAACAAAAGUCGCCAACUGAUGAAGCAAGCUGCGGAAGGGAGCCUGUCAUAAUACGAGUGAAAGACCAUCCGGACAUAGUGGCUGAUCAUGUGAUUAUUACCUCAUCCAUCGGCUAUCUCAAAGAGAACCAUGCCAGGCUGUUCAGACCCGCUCUUCCGGAAGACAAACAGAAGGCCAUUGACACUCUGCACUUUGGGACAGUUAACAAAGUCUUUCUCAAGUUUGAGGAGCCUUUCUGGACACGCCUCAGUGAAGGAGAUGUUGAGGGGAUACAGUUUCUGUGGGAGAAGGACCCAUGGCAUGAUGAACCUCUAGUUACCGUGCAAACCAGUGACAGCAGCAAGGAAAACCUGAAAGACCUCCACGACCAAAUAAUGAGAAGAUUUACAGGUUUUGACACAGUGGAUGGCCAUGAUGACGUGCUGUGCGGUUGGAUUUCUGGUGCAGAAGCAGUAGAAAUGGAGAAGUUCACUGAUGCAGAUAUUGCCAAGAUGUGCACUGACAUCUUGAACAAGUUCCUGCCGACGGAAAUUCCCGCGCCAACUAAAGUGAUGGUGUCCCGCUGGCACGAAAAUCCGUACAUCAGAGGGUCGUACACUUCGACCCUUCCGAUGCAUGGGACGGGAGAGGAGUUUGAUGUGCUCUCUUCUCCAGUUUGGCAGGGCAGUCAGGCUGGAGAUGCCGGCAUGGCACAGUACCCAGUGUUGCUGUUUGCCGGUGAGGGUUGCCACAAGGAGUACAACUCAACUGUCCAUGCUGCAAUGAUUACAGGCCAACAACAAGCACAACGUCUCAUUCAGUUCCACCAGCUCAGUACCAAGCCUUCACAUCAGUAAAUGGACGCCUGAUUUCUGGAACUGCCCCCCUAUCAUUACAAGCACAUUUCCCUCUAGCAGUUAUAUUAUGUUGCCUUCCUGGGACCUGUUGUCAGACAGACGAGGGCCUGUCAUUUGUUAGCUUUCCUAUAGGGGCCUACAUAGUGUGUAUUGCUGCUUUUGGUUUGCUUUUCUGCUUUGCGUUCUGCAGUGUACUUGCCAGUCAUCUGCUACUCUUCUGCAUUAUGUUAUACACGUAGCAUUAGCCGUAGACCUACGAUUGCUGCUUUUAUAUUUUUUGUUCACAGCCUAAUCAGCUAAUGGCCGGCUCAUACUUGGCGCAAAAGCAAACGCAAACACAAAUUUGUGACAUCAGACUAAAUGGUUGCAUUGCAAAUUCGUAAAAGUCGAACAGACUUCAACUCGGGUGGAAUUUCAGUGCAGAUUGUGAUGUCAAAUUCACGUUGCUUACGCAUUCACCUGAAGUAUGAACUGGCCUUUGCUUUUAAAUAAUAUGUGCUGCCUGUUAUAUUUUAUCUGCUCCUGGCAUUUGCAAGGGAGCAGUACAGUCCUGAAUAAUUCGUGUGAUGUGGGUAGUGGCCAUGUGGCCUUGGACCUCUAAAAACAUCAAAAUUGAGAAAAAUAAUGCUGUUGUUGACACAUUAAUUAUAGUAAUGUUUGAAUUUGGUGUAGGUAUUGUUAUCCUGUAUACAACUCAUAGACACACAGUGUCAGAAAAUGAAUUUUGAGCAUUGAUAAAAUUGCUGAAGUUGUUCAAGUGGGCAUUCACAAAUAAUGUAAAAAUGUUAAGCUGCCUAAAAAAGAGAGAGGAAAGAAGUUGAUAUAUUUGGAAAGGAGGUGAUGAUUGGUGCUGGUAUUUCUGGAUUAAAUAUGAUUAAAAGCCAGUGAUUUCUUACUUUUGGGAAAAGAUUCUGUGUACCUGUAACGUUUGAUUUGCUACACAUUAGACUUUGAAUUAAAUCAUGCAUUUGUGUAAUUUUCGAUUCUAUGUGAAACUGUUAUAUCAGUUUGGUUUGGGAUGCACUCUUUCCUGCCGCUGUACCAUCGAACACAUGCAGACUUAUUAUCUUGUGCUAUGCAGUUCAGGUAUGAGUGUACGUGAAUUAAAGUAAGUUGCCAAGUUUAGCUUUUAAUGUAAACCUUGGAUACUCGGAUCCGCAAAUACAUUUGUAAGGCAAGUAUUUCAGAUAUGUAGUAUUGGGUUAUGGCUAAGUGAUAUGAAUUUUAGCAUUGUGGUGAAAUAAAUUAUAAUAUUCGAAUAACAAUUGAUUUUCUCUAUAUCUGAAAUAAUGAUUUAAUGUUAAAUUUUUAUAUAUUUUGAUGGUGUCAGGAACUUUUAAGUAUAGAUAUUUUACUAAGAGUGUGAAUAAUACAUUCUUGCCAUGAUGCAGUGAUGUGACGUUUUCCUUUGUUUACAAUAUAGUCGGUACUGGGCCAUAAAUUGCAUAUUAUAUCUUCUUUUUUCAAGAACAGAAUGCCAACAGUAUUGAUUGUCGUUAUAGAAAAUCGGCGUAAGAUGCUAUGUGUAAUUACAUUAUGUCAUAGUAUGUUUUUACCUAUACUGGUUCAUAAGUUUUCCCACAACUGAGGAUAUGAAUUAAAUUUACCAUUAUGUUUUGGUAAA
This is a messenger RNA of Acanthaster planci (crown-of-thorns starfish), 3499 nucleotides long. RefSeq names its product peroxisomal N(1)-acetyl-spermine/spermidine oxidase-like. Gene Ontology annotation, molecular function: polyamine oxidase activity. The record is from RefSeq and is a predicted model, not a curated record. NCBI's taxonomy places the organism in Eukaryota, Metazoa, Echinodermata, Asteroidea, Valvatida, Acanthasteridae.